ACAAAAAUCUAUUAGUUGAAAAUAUAAGAAAACUAGCUUGAAAUAAAUAAUUAGACAAUAUACCAACAAAAUGGAUAUUUCUAUGGCUGGAUGAAAGAAACUCGUAGAAAAUUUAAGGAUGAUGACGAUUACACCACAAUGUGGUGUAAAAAGAAAUAAUCAGAUUGCCUCAUCUAAAGAACAUUUCUGUAUCUUCAGGAGGAUUCAAUAUGGAUUCCGAUUGUGCUUCAAGGACAAGGUGUUUCGAUGAGGGUGAUGAGCGAAGAGAACUAAUCGUUGGUAGCGAUAUUCACGGGAAUUAUAUUGAUUACUACCAAAGUCAUAACACCAGGGAAAAAGAUUCAACACUAAAUCCAUAUCGUACUAAUUUGUCUCCCAAGCAAGUCAUAAUAAAGAGGGGUCGCCCUAGGAAGUAUUGGCCAGAAUAUAGGGAACCAAUACAAAGCACGUACCAUUCAACACAUGAUGACCAACUACCAUCACUUGCUUUAGCAACACGACCAGGAAACGACCAUCGUCAAGAUCUGAGAGAAAACACUUUGAUCCAAGGAAAUGAUUAUUCCUCAAGAUCAAAGACAGCCGCUGAACAACAUGAAAUAGCACGGCAUUUAGAGCCAAUAGAGGGUUCUAGAAAACAUGCCAGCCGUCUCGUGGAUAUGCCCCUGAGUGAGCCAAGACACUCGCUGGGCUACCCCACACAAGAGAAAAUAGGUUCUGCUUUUACCCCAGCACGUGGCCGGUGCUAUAGGUCUUGUUGUCAAGGUAACCUUCAAAAGUACAGUGAACCUUAUUUCUUGCCUUGUUAUCCCCUCGUGAUCCAAGAACAAGUGACAAGCCCACACCUUGAGCGGGACAUCUGUUACCCUACUGCACAGCUGCCCAAUUAUAGCUUUGAAACGCAAAAUGAAAUAACGGCACAGCGAUCUUCGCCCAAAAAUCCCAUUAUCAUUGAUUGCUUUAGUUUAGCUAUCGAUGGAAACAAUGAAAAAAUCCCUGGAGCAGGCGUGAAUCAGGAGACUUCGGUAUCAAGAUAUCACUGGUACAAUGAAGAAGAUAGGCUUCACAAAGACACCAUCGAUCCUCCACGAGUAAUAAAAGUGAACCAAAACAAAUUUCAGCACGACUGUAUGAUUUGUCAGCAAAUAGCCACGGGGGAAGUGCAUCCACGGUUAUGCACCACAUCUGUUAUAGGUGACAAAUGCUGCUAUCAAACAAGCCAGGCAAAUUCUCAUUGUACAGCUUGUUUGACGGGAAACACUAAAGAUGAGUCAUCGGAAUCAUACUGGGACAAUACAGCACGUGAUACCAUUAACAGUGAAGACGUGCAUAGAAAGAAGUCACCUGACCAAGGAAAGAUGCCACGUUCUCCCAUAUAUACUGGAUUCAAGCAAGAAGAGUCUGACAGCCAAGAGGCGAACAUCGUGAUGAAAGACGACACGAGAACUGUCGUCAACAGCGCAUUUAGCAAUCCUAAUGAGAAGAAAUCUAAAAGCAAUGCCUAUGAAUCCAACCUCAAGGUACUUCGUAGGCAAGAGCCUCGGGUAAAUGCUGCAGCAGAAUUGCUUGAUGCUGACACACAGGAAUCUUCGCCGGGUGAUUCUGGUGAGGCGUCAUGUCAUCCUCAAUCUCAUAGUUAUUAUACUUCAACAAAUACAACACCACCUGAUAACUUGGCAGCAGACACCAAAAACAGCCUUGAGAGAAAUUGGGAGGCCAUGUACGAUAUAAUUGAAGAACCAGACAAGACAAGCAAAAAAUCCUAUUUCUGCAGUCAUUGUGGGAGAGCCUUCACUCAUCUGUCAAGUCUAAACAACCACAUCAGAACACAUACCGGCCAGAAGCCAUUCAGGUGUCGCUACUGUAGUAAACGUUUUGCACAAUCUGGGGUCCUGACUGCACAUUUACGAACCCACACCGGAGAAAAACCCUUUAAUUGCGUCCUGUGUGGAAAGAGAUUUGCACAGACAACUACAUUGGCCAAUCACGUUCGUACUCACACUGGACAGAAACCAUUUAGCUGCAGGUUCUGCAAAAGAACAUUUGCCCAAUCAUCAACGAGAAACAAGCACGAACUGUCACAUACCAAAGAAAAGCCAUUUGAAUGUAAAUACUGUGGAAGAUCUUUUACGCAAAGCGCAACCGUCAUGAGGCACAUGAGAAUUCACAUGCGAGAUAAUAAGUAUUCCUGUGUUCAUUGCGGAAAAACCUUUGCUUACCUUUAUUCGUUGGAUAAGCACCUAGACGAACACACCUAACCAUCUAACUACAGACUAAACCCUGGAUCAUAAUACUAGUAUGGACUACGGUAGACUUGCAGUCAUUGUUCAAGUCAUCUCUGACGGUCAAUUUAUUCACACAGAAAAGGAAAAAAAGACUACAGUAUUCAAACUCCACUACUAAAACAACUAUUCAUAACGAUUUUCAAAGCUAAUGCGUGAGAACAUCAUCCUAUUCCUAUUACAUUCAUCAUACCAAAAGCUUUGUCUAAUACUGCAUAAAAAGGAGAGCAUAUAUCGAUUAUGACCAGCUCUGUAUUAUAAGAUGCGCCUCUACUAUAGUGAAACAAAUCUGCGCCUGCGCAUGCGUACUUCGCUUGAUGUUAAAAAUUCAAUACAUAGAUAUAUUUUGCAUAGAAGCAUACAUAAGCUAGUUUUAAAGUUUUAUAGAUUUUAAGAAUAAUAUUAAGUGCAGUCAUCUCUCGUUACAGCGGGUACCCUCGGUACUGUGACUUGGUCUACCAGUAAUAACGAGCGUCCCCAAUAGGGAGAGCCAUUUCUUUGUAAGUACUUUUACCGGACAUUUUGCUCCUGUCCGCAAGAACGAGGGGUAUGUAAAUAUCGGCCGGGGUUGUCCGCAGACGAGAGUUGACUUUAACAUAAUGCGAGUUGCAGAAAACUCAUUGUGAAUUAACCCCACCUGAUGUGUUUGACUCCUAACCAAUGAAGCGAGUUUAGUUGAAGAAGCUAAAGAUAAAAUAAAAAUCAAAUAAGCCUUUAAUUAGACAAACGAACGACAUUCGUACUAAAACUAGAUCUACUAGAUUUCAUGCAAUCAGCCUGGCCGCCACCUCACGCAGGGGCAGUUACUUAGCUUAAUAACCCAGGGAAUUAUAGCUUGUUAAUCAGUAAUUAAUA
Molecule: messenger RNA, 3134 nt
Organism: Actinia tenebrosa (Australian red waratah sea anemone)
Lineage: Eukaryota; Metazoa; Cnidaria; Anthozoa; Actiniaria; Actiniidae
Biological process (GO): regulation of transcription by RNA polymerase II
Cellular component (GO): nucleus
Molecular function (GO): RNA polymerase II transcription regulatory region sequence-specific DNA binding; DNA-binding transcription factor activity, RNA polymerase II-specific
Source: RefSeq, a predicted model, not a curated record